Molecule: messenger RNA, 2106 nt
Organism: Owenia fusiformis
Lineage: Eukaryota; Metazoa; Annelida; Polychaeta; Sabellida; Oweniidae
Source: the annotation of a GenBank genome assembly
UUUUGAAUAUAAGUAUAUCAUAUUGUUCUUCUGCUUGCAGGACCUAAGGCUUAUGUGACUAUGAAUGAGAAAGGAGAGAGAGUUUACCACUGUGAUGGAUGUACCUGUACUUAUAAAAGCACUCGGCAAUUCUUUAAAUGUAUGAGGAGUCACCAUGGCAAAAAUCCAUUGAUAUGUCAAACAUGUGGAAGCAGGAGUGAUACCAUUUUUUAUUGGACAAGGCAUAUGAGGUCACACACUGAUAUGAGGAGCUAUGAAUGUCAGUACUGUGGAAAAAAAUUAAGAUGCAGAAAGUCCUAUCUAGAGCAUAUAAGCUUAGAAAAAGGCAAUCAAGGCAAACAACAAUAUCGUGUCUGUGAAAUUUGUGGGAAAAAAUUCAACAAGAGUCAAGACUUGAAUAAACAUUUGCCCGUACAUAAUCCUAAGAUGAUCAAAUGUAGGAUAUGUGGAAAAACAGUGACAAAGCACAACUUGAGAAAACAUAUAUUUAAUAAACACACUCAUACAUUUACAUGUGACACCUGUGGGCGUCAGUUUUCUCGGAAAGAUCAUUUGCAGGCCCACCUGAGGAUACAUACUGGAGAAAAACCUUAUAAAUGUAAAACAUGUGAUAAACAUUUCAUCAAUAUAUGUCCUCUCAAUAGACACAUGAAAAUAUGUCUUAAAUUGGCCUAUAAGAACAUAAAUGAAAAUAAUUUGAAACAUAAUAGUGAUGGAUCACAUUAAAUAACAAUUCAAUGUGCUCUAGAACAUAAGUGUAGCAUUAUUGUAGAGGAUGACAAAUAGCAAUUCGAAUGUGAAGGGAAUAUGAAAGUGAGGGAUCACAUUAUAUAAUGUAGAUACACUUAAUUUGACGCUACUUAUUUUGGCAGAUUUGCUCAAUUUCAGAACAUCUAUCUAUUCCACAUCAUUUGAGACUGAAUACUCUAUCUUUUAUGAGUACUAGUAUCUACAACUAUUUUUGAUGUUAUGAGUAUUGGCUAUUAAUUUUUUCAAUUUUUCUUUAACAUGUAUUAAUAUGACUUCAGUAUGAAUGAAAUGUCCCUUGGUGUUCUGGUCCUGGAUUGUGAUAUUGGUUCUCGAUUGGAGGGGAGAGGGGGAUGUUAGACAUUGUUUCUUUUCAUGUUAGAUCAUGGUUUUGGGAUAUAUGAGGGUCUACUUUUCUUAUGACAGAUUUACACUUACAGAUUGCUUUUCUUCUUGGGUUUCUUUAAAGUUUUUAGUCACCUUUCCCUUUGGCAUUUGCGCUUAUAUAUUCAAAUAUUGGCAGCUAUUUAAUUUGGUGGAGUUCUGACUAAGCUCAUGUUUUAUCUGAUCUGGAAAUAAACAUUUCAGAUUUAUGUGUUCUGCUUUAGGUAAGUCUUGGUAUAGCACUGACAUCAAAACAGGAAUACUUACACAAGGAAAAUGGUUGCAAAUUACAAAUUCUCUCCAAAAUAGAUCUGAAAAUUGGUGGAUUUUUAAUUUGGCAGAUUUUUUUGAUCCGCCAGUCCAUCAAAUUAAAGCGGUAAAUCAAAUUAAGUGAAUCUUCAGUAGCAGGGAAAUGUGCUUUUAAACAUGAAAUACAUCAUAAGAGAGAUUUCGCUCAUAUGUGAAAGCAAAACUUAUGUUAUGCCUAUAGCUAUAGGUUAGUGAAUUAGUGGCAUUUUGCAUGAAUUUUUACUUAUAUGUACAGAAAUGUUUAUUUUAUCAAUCAAUUCUAAUGUUCUUUCACCAAGAGUGAAUUGUUUUCUCCUCCAAAUUCCCUGUUCAUAAGGUGGAUUAGAUAGUAAUAUGACUUCAUGCCAAAUAUCACUAUACGAUGCAUCCUUUAAAAUCCUUAAUACUCCCAUAGUUCCAUUUUACAUUUUUACUAUAUUUCAUUAAAAAAUUAAUUUCAAGACUUAUGGGACAAUUACGUUUUAAAAGUGAUGUCUCAAGUAUAAAUUGAUAGAGCUGCUGGACAAGUGAUGACAUAGUACACACUUUAUACAUUAUAAACAUAAAGAAUUGAUAAACAUGUUAUCAGUGCGGUUGCGAAAUCUCUCUGUGAAGGAGCACAAUAAGUAGAAAAGCCUUCAAAACAUAACAUCAGUGUCAAGGAACUCUAUAUUUUUGCUCCAUCGU